GUACGAUCGAAACAUUUGUCUAAGCGUUUCGUCCUUGAACAUGGUUCUCGACUUACGCCACUGACCUUGCUUUAGUAUUACUGUUUAUUUAUAAAAUUAAAAGGAAUUUUGACAUUAAUAAUAAUAAAAAUCGAGGAGGAUAUGUGAUCGUUUGCACGUCCUACGUCAAUGACGCUAGGCUAUUUGACCAAUGAGUGAGUCGUCGUCUCCGGGGUGGAGACUAAUGACGUCUCCUCCAUCUUUGCAGCUGAUUUUUCGAUCAGGUUUUUAUAAGUGUGCCUCAUCUGAAAAAAUGUUUACUGUUUUUUAACUAUCGACGAUAAACAUGAGUAUGAUCGAACGUACACGCGGCAUGUCCAUCGAUGCCGAUUUGGCCGAUUUAAUAACAGAUGGGUCUGUGCGUACGGAUGGCAGCAAGUAUUCUUAUGAAGAAAUUGAAUCAAUAACUAAUUUCCUAUUGGGCAAGACCGAACAGAGACCGGAUGUUGGCAUUAUAUGCGGGAGUGGUAUGGGCGGCCUGGCUGACAUACUAGAAAACAAGGAGUCUUUCAUGUAUAAGGACAUACCAAACUUCCCUGUCAGUACCGUGGCCGGACACAAGGGGAGGUUGGUCUUCGGAACCCUGUGCGGAGUGCCUAUGGUCUGUAUGCAGGGUAGAUUUCAUGUCUACGAAGGUUAUUCCUUGUGGAAGUGUGCAAUGCCAGUCCGAGUUAUGAAAUUAAUUGGAGUCAAGACAUUGAUUGUCACAAAUGCCGCCGGUGGUUUAAAUCCCAACUUCAAAGUAGGUGAUAUAAUGUUGAUUAAGGACCAUAUCAACUUCCCGGGUUUUGCUGGUGAUAACCCAUUAAGAGGAAGGAAUGAUGAGAGAUGGGGACCACGUUUUCCUCCGAUGAGUAACUCCUAUGAUCUUAAACUGCGUAAUCUAGCCAAGGAAAUUGGCAAAGAAUUGAAUCUCGACCAGUACAUCAAAGAUGGAGUGUACGCCAUGGUCGGAGGACCGUCGUACGAAACAGUUUCUGAAAUAAGGGCUCUACGUACUCUUGGAGCUGACGCAGUGGGUAUGAGCACUGCACACGAAGUGAUUGCGGCCCGUCACUGCGGCCUCAGAGUGUUCGGCAUGUCGCUGAUAACAAACAUGUGCAUCAACGAAUAUGACUCCACUCAGACGGCAAAUCACGAAGAGGUGCUGGAUACAAGUGCCAAACGCAAAAGUGAUAUGGAGAAACUUGUCAGCAGACUUGUAGCAAGAAUUAACACUGUAUAACUACAAAGUACCUGCCAAAAGCAUAAUUUAUAAAAUUAUGCUUUUUAAUUUAAAAAGCAGAUUUAAGCUAUAAAACUGCUUGAUGUAUCAUUCCUUGUGUAAGAGAUUUUAAUGAAACUGAAGCACAAGCUUAAUUAUUCCAUUUAUUGUACUAAAUGAAUUGUCAAAUGAAAAACUAUAUUGUAAUAAUGUUAAUAAAAGAAAAUGUGUACAUGCAAUAUUUAACUGUCAAAAAA
Molecule: messenger RNA, 1500 nt
Organism: Centruroides sculpturatus (bark scorpion)
Lineage: Eukaryota; Metazoa; Arthropoda; Arachnida; Scorpiones; Buthidae
Product: purine nucleoside phosphorylase-like
Exons: 7
Coding region: 326-1264 (312 amino acids)
Biological process (GO): nucleoside metabolic process
Cellular component (GO): cytoplasm
Molecular function (GO): purine-nucleoside phosphorylase activity
Source: RefSeq, a predicted model, not a curated record